ACCUGUGCUUAGUUUCUAUCUGUAUUGGUGUAUGCUGUCGACAGAAUGGAUCAUACUGUGCCAUAACCAGCCUCGAGCACUUCCAGUUCCUUGGGAUCACCUGAAGGUGUGUUUGCAGCUUUCAAAGGUGGGAUCCACAGAGCGAUGACUAUCCAAUGCAGACAACAAGCCAAAGGGAGCAACCAACCAACCAAAGUGUUUGGUCUGGAUUGGAAAAUUCAAAAACAGAAGGAAUGGAGAUGGAACUAUACUUCAAAAUUGCACGCUAAGAUCCAAGGACAUGGAGCAUUUGGUAACUACUCAGGGUAGGAAUAUACAGUAGUCCCUCGCUAUUUCGCGGUUCAUCUUUUGCGGAUUCACGACUUCGCAGGUUUAUACCAGCAAAAUAUACCGUAUUCCGGAUUUGGAUCUGCAAGAGAUGUGGUUCGAUCGGUCCAAUUUUCAACAAAAUCGACGACGUCGUGACUGCCUACAAGCUACUCUUCGACUGGAAAAAGAAGCAGCAGAAGCAACUGCCGAUCACGAUGUUUUUGCAGCCUCGCAAAAAAGAGUCAGUUCCUGCUACUACUACGGAUACACUUUCAGAAACCGUGGAAGAGGUGCCCCAAGAAAUGGCCACCACCCUCUGGAGCGAUCAGCGAAUUUCAUUCACUCGUCAUCAUUUUACUGCGCAUAAAUAUGGUGUCACUACUUCGCGGAAAUUCAGUUCUCACGGCAGGCCUUGGAACCUAUCUACCACGAUAAACGAGGGACCACUGUACAUCAAUGUGCUUAAUUUGAGAUUGAGCAACCAACUAACCAACAAAACAACCGACCUACAAACCAAUCGAGUCAGCAAUGCGCAAAAUGUUGCCAAGUCUGCGGGAAGACAGCGAGCAACCAACAAGAAAGACUACUAACUGCAAAAAAAUGGAAGUGAAAUCAAUCUACCUAUACUUGGUCUACGGAAAGAAACAACCGACCAAUCAUCCAUGGUCUUGCAUGAAGAGGAAAAACAGCACUGCACCCCAGGAUGAUAAUUUAAAGGAAUGCUAUACUCAGGGGAGAUACAGCACAACCGACUCUGAAGAAGAAAACAUAGGCUAUUAGGAGCAAAAAAAAAAGUUUGCAUCAAAAGCAGCAUAAAGUUACUGAAGCAGAAGUCAGGAAGAGCCCCAUCUGGUGACAUCUGGUGCCUCUGACAGUGGUAAACUGGAGAAAUGGACGACGUUAACGACAUUCUGAACUUGCCGCGUUCAUUCUCUGAUCGUCAACUUGGUUCAGGUACAUUUGGACAGUUUGAGACGAACCAUUGACCAUGAGUCAAGGACAAUUUAUCAAUCAACCUGGUGAUCUUUCGUGACAAGAAAUAGUUAACGUCUGUUUUCAUUAGCUAACUCGAAGGAGAUUUUCCGGUAAUAUCUAAAAUCAAAGAUUCACGUUAGCGUAUUUUUUGUGUAUAACAUCAGGGGAUUUUCAUACACCAGAUCAUUUCAGCGUGACCAUUUCUACCGACAUGAUAAUUGGUCUGACUAUUGCUAAAAGCCGAAGUGCAUCUAGACCAUCAAAGAUGGACUAAGUGUAUUUUUUGUGUAUUUUAGACGUGGUUUAAAAUAUUCCAAAUGGAGCUGUGAUGUUCUGAAUACAUGCAUGAAGUCUGAUUGAGCUAAAACACACAAAAAAACACACAACGGAUUCAAUUUGCAUAGUUUAAAAAAGUUCAAAAGCAGAACUUAGCAGUGUUUCAACUAUAGCGCUAGCUGAGAUUUUCUGACCCGGAUGUACGGAAUAGAAAGCAAAAUGUAUUUACUCAACUGAAUGUCAUGUAGAAGUAAACUUCAACAGGUAAACAGUGAAGCUGAGGAAAACCGAUAGAAACGGAAAAAAAUUGAGGAAGAUGAAGCCUUAAUUUAGGGUUAGCUGAACAACGUUCAAAGAUGAUAUGACGUGAGUUGUCGGUCUGUCAUUUUGCCUUGUCUGUCGUGUGGGCUGUUCAUUUUGGGACCGAAACAUUAUUUUGAGUUUUUGCAUAUUGAAAUACUGCAAAAGGGAAGAAACGUCUCAGUGUUUGGGGUUUUGAGUCUUUAGCGUAUGCAUGUGUGUGUGCGCAUGUGUGUAUAUAUAUGACUGCAUGAUUAAAUGAUAACAUCUUUAUUUGAAAUGGCUCUCUAUUUGUUGCACUUGUAACCACCCUCCCCCAACUCAUACUCUCAAAACCGCACUCUAAAAGCUCUAAAAUAUUAAAAACUGGGUAUCACUUUUUGACCUCAUGAUGUGUCCAUGCCUUGGUCCCUGUCCUAUAAUCUUGGGUCACCCAGCUAUUGGGGUGCCCAUUUUUGACCACGGCCCUGUAUUUCCAUUGGACGCCUGUGCUCCUCCUUGGCACCGAGCUGUCGGCUUCGCUCGUUUCUCGCUCGUUUCUCAUCGGUAUUCAAAGGUUUUCUUCGUCCGGCGUGCGCGCUCCCAGCCCAGCAGCAACAGCAGCAUCAGCAGCGACAGCGGAGGUGUCACGCGCACACGGAGAAAGAGAGAGAGAGAGAGAGAAAGAGGGAGAGAGCCGCUAUCCAUCCAUUCAUCCGCAGAGCUGGAGAAGAGCGGAGCUGCUGGACACACGCCAUGAGCUCGCCUCCAUCCCGUGUCCCGUAGGUGAUGUUUCAGUGCAGGUUUUCAGGUUGUGGCGUGGAGUGAGGAGCAUUUGCACAUCACCGCCAACCACCUCCACCACCACCACCUCCACCAUCAUGAAGCCGAAGCCGCUGCUGCUGUUUGCGUUGACGCUCCUGUGGUGGCGCCAAGCGUCGUGCGGAGCUCCGAGCGUCCAGAUCGGUGGACUAUUUCCUCGGGGAGCUGACCAGGAGUACAGUGCAUUCAGAGUUGGGAUGGUGCAGUUUGGAAUGGCAGAUUUCCGACUCACCCCGCACAUAGAUAACCUAGAGGUGGCCAACAGCUUUGCCGUCACCAACUGCUUCUGUUCUCAGUUCUCUCGUGGCGUCUACGCCAUUUUUGGCUUCUACGACAAGAAGUCCGUCAACACCAUCACGUCCUUCUGCGAGACCCUCCAUGUCUCCUUCAUUACGCCGUCUUUUCCCGCAGAGGGAAUGAACCAGUUUGUUCUCCAGAUGCGACCGGACAUCAAGGGGCCACUGGUUUCACUGGUGGAGUACUACAAGUGGGAAAAGUUUGCCUAUCUGUAUGACAGCGAUAGAGGUCUCUCCACUCUGCAGGUAAUACUGGACACAGCUGCAGAGAAAAAGUGGGUCGUCACCGCCAUCAAUGUAGGGAACCUGAAAGACGAAAGAAAAGAUGAAGCCUACCGCUCCCUUUUUCAGGACCUGGAGAUUCGCAAAGAGCGACGCAUCAUCCUGGACUGUGAACAGGACAAAGUCAAAGACAUCAUGGAGCAGGUUGGCUCCAUCUGUUCUCAGUUCUCUCGUGGCGUCUACGCCAUUUUUGGCUUCUACGACAAGAAGUCCGUCAACACCAUCACGUCCUUCUGCGAGACCCUCCAUGUCUCCUUCAUUACGCCGUCUUUUCCCGCAGAGGGAAUGAACCAGUUUGUUCUCCAGAUGCGACCGGACAUCAAGGGGCCACUGGUUUCACUGGUGGAGUACUACAAGUGGGAAAAGUUUGCCUAUCUGUAUGACAGCGAUAGAGCUGAACCAGCUUUAUAA
Messenger RNA from Cynoglossus semilaevis (tongue sole), 3650 nucleotides. Its product is annotated as glutamate receptor 2-like. Bases 2721 to 3650 code for a protein of 309 amino acids. The record is from RefSeq and is a predicted model, not a curated record. The transcript has 8 exons. NCBI's taxonomy places the organism in Eukaryota, Metazoa, Chordata, Actinopteri, Pleuronectiformes, Cynoglossidae.